Messenger RNA from Melanotaenia boesemani (Boeseman's rainbowfish), 1433 nucleotides. Its product is annotated as Ig-like V-type domain-containing protein FAM187A. Bases 1 to 1290 code for a protein of 429 amino acids. The record is from RefSeq and is a predicted model, not a curated record. Lineage: Eukaryota; Metazoa; Chordata; Actinopteri; Atheriniformes; Melanotaeniidae. The transcript is spliced from 5 exons.
AUGUUGUGGACAUCCUUCUCUGUGGUCCUCCUCUUGUCCUCUGCUGUGUGGGGAUAUGAGGCUCCUGAGGAUAAGCAGGAUGUGUUCGCUAGCAGAGCCUGUCCUGCCUUUCUGACCUUUACCAAUGCUGCCUACCUGAAAGGAUCCACUGUGGAGCUGCCCUGCCAUUGCAAGCCACCAGAGGUCCAAUCAGUUGUGUGGUUCUUUCGGAAACACUGGGCUGGGUCUGAGGAGACCCGAGCCUUAACAGAUCACCAUGGCAACAGGCUACUAGACACCAGCCAGGUCCCUCACAGCAGUGACCUGCAGAGUCGAUUCUCCAUCCGACUCUUUAGCCUGUUAAUCUUCAGGGCGGGGCUACAAGACUCCGGCCUCUAUAUCUGUGGCUCCACCCACAAGGACUUCUUCUAUGGUUAUGACUUGGACAUCCAGGAAGUUCAUUCUUUUACUUUCACUCAGAGGCUCACUCUGAAACGUCGGAGAAAGAAGAUGCUGGAUCAGAAAGUACGUGGCUCUCCUCACUCAUUGUACCGGGUCUUCACCAGCUUCCAGCCCUGGUCGGUGUGUGAUCGCUGUGGCGUUCCAGGCGAGCAGCUCCGUGUGGGACUCUGCUACGUCUAUUCCCACUUCCUGCACGUGCGCUACAGAAAAGCCAAUCUCACGGUUGCUUCAUGUGGUUCAGGAGGAGUCCCCAAGGCCUUCAGUCACCUGAGGGAAAGCAGAGUUGGGCCAAGGCUGGAAGUCAAAAGCUGCCAAGUUACUUGUCCAACUGAAGCUCCUCCCUCCUCUAAACUGUCUUCUUUGAUGGCAUUUCUUGGGUACAGUUCUGCCUCCUUGCCAGUGCCGGUGCCGGUAUAUUACCUGAACCACCAAGCAGGCCUCGUCCUCACCCUGGGGUGCCCUGGGGCACGUCCUAGCAUGGUUGUGGCCUGGGAUCAAGGUUCUAAACCAAUCCAUCGAUUUGGGAUUUCAGCUGGUAUGAACCUUAGCACCACGUCCCACCGGCUGCUCAUAGAUACUGGGCAUCACCUGGUGUUUCAACCAGCAAACACCCAAGACUCAGGUGUCUACUACUGCUGGCUUCAGGGUCGCCGUGCUGCUGAGAUACGUCUCGUGGUAUACCCAGCUUUGGGGCGAGGCCUGUCAGUGUUGUCACAUCCCGACUUCCCAGCUGCUCUCAGGACUGUACUGACAUCUUAUGCUGCCAUGACAGCUUUGUUUUGCCUGCUAAUGUUUUGCAGAGCUGGAGUCAGACAUCUCCGAAAUAAAACAGAAACGCACAUUGAUUAAACUUAAAUAUAAGAUGGGUUGUCUUUCUUCACCACCAAAAUAGUAACUCUUUAGGCGUCGGGGUUUUAAAAGUUUUAAAGGCAAACUGUAAAUGAGAAAAAAUGUUGAAUAUGAACCAGAGAUUAUGAUGACAGUAAAAUUAC